Molecule: messenger RNA, 2665 nt
Organism: Numida meleagris (helmeted guineafowl)
Lineage: Eukaryota; Metazoa; Chordata; Aves; Galliformes; Numididae
Product: claudin-19-like
Exons: 5
Coding region: 247-924 (225 amino acids)
Biological process (GO): bicellular tight junction assembly; cell adhesion
Cellular component (GO): plasma membrane; bicellular tight junction
Molecular function (GO): structural molecule activity
Source: RefSeq, a predicted model, not a curated record
AUAAAAAUUUUCCUAAGAAAAUACUCAGAUGUCAUAGAAUAUUUGAGUAUUCCAAUUAUUUCAUGAGAUUUAGAUAUCAGUUCCAUCUCUUUCUUAUGCAAUAAAUUAGUUUGUAGGUAGGCAUCUUUCUGACGUUUUCCUGAAGGAAAGGUAAAUCCAUCUUCUGUAUGUGUAUAAACUGUUUCAACAGGUUCAUAAUACCAGAAAUUGUGGGAGGCUUCUUUGAAAACAGCUUCUGUCAGAGGAAUGGCUUCAUCUUCUCUACAAAUAUGUUCACUGCUGCUGGCUUUAGCUGGAUUCACCAUUUUAGUUCUCACUACGAUGUCAAAUAGAUGGAAAAUUUCUGACACCACAGCAAUGCUGAUUCCUGCAGAGUGGAUUUCUGAAGGUCUUUGGAUGGACUGUGAAGUUAAUAAUUUUGGAGCAAUACAGUGCAAGAAGUUUCUCUACAUGUUGAGUUCAGAGAUCCAUAUUCAGGCAUGCCGUGCCUUGAUGAUCAUUUCCAUCCUUCUGGGAUUCAUAGCUGCCGUGGUCUUGCUGCCUGGUUUAAAGUGUACAAACGUUGGGCUGAGUGAUGAGGAUGAAAAAAUGAAGGUUGCUGUCACGGGAGGAUUUCUUUUUAUUUUAGGAGGUCUCUGUUCGAUGGUGGCCGUUUCUUGGUAUGCGGCAAUGAUUACUGCUCAGUUCUUUAAUCCAUUAUAUACUGGAACCAAAUAUGAACUAGGAGAUGCUCUGUACUUAGGCUGGGCUGGAUCUGUUCUUUGUAUGCUUGGUGGGAUCUUCCUAACCUGUUCAUGGAAAGGGAAGAAAAAACAGGAACACAGUGCCAACAAAUACAGAUAUUCAGCAGCCCAGGCAGCUUGUCAGCAGCAAAUUUACACCAAAAACUCCGAGACAGUCACAAGUUCCAAGGAGUAUGUCUAAACUUACAUUUUCACAUCACUUUUAACGUUAUGAGGUUUUGAACUUACAUAAAAAAAAAAGAUUUCCUUCCAGGGAUUCGUUCUAUGUUGUAAUCUUUCAUCUUAAUUUGGAGAUUAUUUACAUCUGAACACCUCCUUCUGGGAAUGGCUUUGAAGUAGAAAUAGAUUUCUGCAGAUGUGAUGUGAAAUUCUGCAGCAUGAAGGCUGUCUGCAUGCUGAGAAGUCUGGUAAUAUUUAAGCACAGAGUGUGGGAUAUCCUGAUAGCUGAGACCACCUUUUUCUGUUUCAGCUAACUAGACAGUGUGGAACUGGUGUGCUGUAGCUGCCUGUGAGUUAAUACAGCUCACUGUAUUUCUCAUUCUCGUUCAUAUCACUCAUUUCUAAUUGUUUUAUUUUCAUUAGUGUUGGGAGCUUUAGCUUGUAACAGUAAAUAAGCUUUAUUCCACUGACUGACUAAAACAGUCUUUCUGAUGCGUAGUAUCCUGGCCAUUAAUGAAGAGAUAGUCUAUAUACUGUGAGUUUGAAGUCUAAGUCUCAUAGUAUACUGAAAUACAUAUUAUGUAUGUAAUCAAGAUUUGUAAAAGGUUCAAAAAUCCCUUAGAAUCAACCACUCACCUGUGUAUCUGUGGAUGUGCAACAAGUUCCUUGUUGGUUGGGUCAUAGCUAUGAAAAAUAAAUGCUACAGAACAAACCAAACACAGCUGGGAACAAGGAAAGCUGCUGGUCAGACUGCCUUGAGGUAACUAGAAUCUAGCACCAGUUUUGAUCUCUUCUUUCUAUCUUUUCAGCUUCAAAAAUAAUUAUAUUUUAAUUUUGGGCAGUCUUUUACUUUGGGAGCUUCUAUUGCAUCUGAAUUGCCUAAUUCAAGUAAUUCUGCAAUGGCUUUGUUCUCUGUCAUGGUUCCAGCAUUAGAACUGAUGCCUUAAACUGCUUCACUACUGGGAGCUUAUGUUGCCUUAUGUAAGCACUUAAGACACUGAAGAUGAACUAAUUUUCCUUAAUAUUGAUGUCUUGAGCAACGUGAAAUGGAAUUUCACACUGCAGGUUCACAGUUUUUUUGUCCUUAAAUUAUGAAUGUAUUAAUAUAGUUCAACAAAAAACUUUGGUAUUUCUCUGCUUUCAACAUCUUGUGUCAAACCGUAACUACAGUCUGGGUGAGAAACUUCAUGCUUCUUCCUUAGCUUGUCCUUCCUUGUUUAUCCAAACAGAUACAUUUAUUGGGGCAACCUGCAAAUAGUCGGAGCAGAAACAGUUUAGUCACUUUGCUUGCCUGCAAAUACUGCUGAUUUGUAAAGUGAGACUUUAAGGAAUGAAUUUGGCCACUGACAGAUCUUAAACUUAAUAAAUUAAACCAAAAUGAGUGACAAUGGCUUUUAGGUUGCCACUGUCAUCUUUGUCCCUCAACAACCAACUCUUUCUCAUAAAAUCACCCCUUUGAUAUAUUAAAGAAUAAUUUCAAAAGCUGAGGAGCCAUUUAGCUUGUUUUGUGGGAGCUGAACUCCUUAUAAUCGCCUGAAUAUUCUGUCUAGUGUAUUUUUAUGUAAAUCUGUGUUGUUUGGUCUAGUUGAAAGUAAGAAAAAUUCAGAACUUAGGCAGAGAAAUAGGUGUGUCGGAAUUCAGAGCUUCCUUGGUCUUGCAUCAGCUCUUCCAGCGACAUCACUGGGAAGUCUGAUGGAAACCAAGAGGAAAAUCCCUUGUUCAUUCAAUGUGUCAUUGUCAUAUUCAGUGUUACUGAGGGGACA